This is a messenger RNA of Suillus subalutaceus, 3906 nucleotides long. RefSeq lists its product as uncharacterized. The record is from RefSeq and is a predicted model, not a curated record. The transcript has 2 exons. The coding region runs from base 1 to 3906 and encodes 1301 amino acids. NCBI's taxonomy places the organism in Eukaryota, Fungi, Basidiomycota, Agaricomycetes, Boletales, Suillaceae.
AUGAAUGGGGAUGGAGAAGAUCCACACGACUGGCAGUCAUGGAAUGGGCCAGAGUACUGGGAUAGAGCUGCGACGCUGCAUGGGUGGGAUUCAGGAGAUCUUGACGACAUUCGGGUAUCGUCCUAUGAUUGGAGGCAAAGUGGAAUAGACUGCAGCGCCUCUGCAUGCUCGGUGAUGGAACAGACUAUGAUCCAUGGACUUGAAGAGGAUGGAACCUUACCAGUGGAUGUGUCGGAAAUUCCAUGUGGCCACAUAUUGCGCAUCAGAAUCUUGCGUGUAGUCGCAGGACAAAUCAAGAACAGCUACAACGACUACAUGAUGCUCCGGGAGAGUCCACCAUCGUGUUGGCAAGAUGAUUUACCACCAGAAGAGGAGGACUUGGAUGCAGUGCGCACAGGGAAGUAUCAUGCGGAAUGUAGCUCGAUGCUCCGCACACUUGCUGUUGUCAGUGCGACAUGCAUGACAUGCAAACGACCUCCGGUGCUAAAUAAAAAUCCUACUGUUCAUUUACCCAUCCAUAGGGAUCCUGAUAUCGGCACAGAAGAUAACGACGUAGAGGAGAUGGAUGCCCAUGAUGGGGAGGACUUGGAGCUUGGUACAACACUGCCUCGGGAUAGGAAGGCGAGGCUUUCCAAGAUAUUGAAAGUCACCAAGGAGCUUUCUAUGGCACGCGAUCGUAACAGCACAGUGCCACGUGCAUUGGGGACCCAUAUUCCACUAGAGCCAGAGCAGUCUGCUGAGGCAUGUGGACAAGACGAUUCUCAGCGGUCAUCUGCUGCAAAAGCGUCUCGAAAACGUGUCUCCAACUGGAAUCUUGGCAGUAUUAAACGAUUUCCUCGUCCUACUGCACCACCCACCAUGGCCGCAUACACAGGCAGGCGAUGGCUUCCAGAUAAUCGAAACUUUGAUGAUUAUGAAGGCGGACCAACAAUAGAGAUGCUGAGACCCCCUAGCGACGUCCAUCCUACCAUGAUAUAUCAUUCGGCACAAAUGGAACUUUCUGCAGCCUGGGCGACCUGGGUCGACCAUGGGUACAGGAUCAAGCCAAGCACAUUUCAAAUGUUCUACCAGUGCCAACCUAUCGCCACAAUGGAACACAUCAUGCCUAUUGGCACAUCGGAUUCAUACGACGCAUCAAUCCAGGUGCCUGACCGAGUGACAGGUGCAUAUUCCCUAGACAGGACAGGGGCUCGCGAGGGUAGCGGUGGUGUAAGAAUCGGUGAUGUCGUCAUAUUGUCUGCUUCAGAUAUGAUCGGAUCAGCUGAGCAGUAUGAUCCACCUCUGCAGGAAGAAUGCAGAUAUGGACAUGAUCUGUUUGUGCGUGGGUGUACAAGUGGGUCGGAUGGCGAUGAAAGGCCGAUAUAUGUGGAUCUUGAGCUGGAUGCAAUUAGAUUCGAUGAAGACGAUAUAUCGAUCUCAGUGGAUAUCGACAGCAUUAUCUGGACGACGAAGACAUUGAGAUUGCGUGGGACCAUUGGAGUCUAUAUGACACCUCCAUUUCAUUCCAAGCCAGGGAUCUCGAAGCACAAUCACGCGUAUCUGGACCUCCUCAUUCCGCAGUCAGAAGAGGAUGCACAUGAACCAGGAGGCAGGGCGGAAUGGCUGUCUCUACGAGUUAAAAUGGAUUCCAUCCCGCAUCUAUGCAUUGGGCGCAUCUCAUCUGCAGCUUCCACCCUUAAUGUAUAUAUAUUCUUCCCCCGCCUCAAACACGAUGACGCCAUCAGCGGCAAAAAAGUGACUAUAAUACCCAAUGAAGUCGAAGACAUCUUCUGGGACCGAGUGUUGCUGCCAUCCAUUGGUGAUUGCGCCGACGUUAGCUGGCAGGCAUACAUGAAACAAUCGCUCCAGGAGGCGAGAUACAAGAAUAAGGGUGGAUCUGGAACGACGGGCGGAAAGGGGACUCCCAAGAUAAUUCCAUUGUCAAACGAUGACUUUCUGGAGGUGCAGGCACGAAUGCAUGAUCGAAUAAAGGACGGACACAUGGAGCUGAGCAUGUUUGGGUCGUGCUUCUUCGUGCUGGAGGGGAAGGGGAUCAAGCUUAUAACCAAGGAUGGCCAGAGGGGGAGAUUUAAGGGACCUGAAGACGCCCUGCUUCACAACCUACCUGACCUGGAUUGGCACCACAUGAUGGACAGGACACAUGGAGAAUUACUGCUCGAUGUUGGGGUGUCGUUUACACCACGCUCAUCAGAUGUUCCUGUGGUCGGGCUUUGGAGAUUGGAUGCAUUGGAGGCUUCCUUCGGAGCAGGGGGGUAUAAUAAAGGGCAGCUGCAUCACCACAACACACUCUCACGAUAUGGUGCGCUACAGGCCGAGAUGCAGCGGGAGAGAUGUCAGCAGACCCAUGUGGCAUUCCGGAGCGCAUACAACCUGUACUAUGAAGCAGUCAGAACCACCAACAACCAGGUCACCUUCGCAAUGGAUAGCGACGCCUACAAGGCAUCAUCAAAUUACAUGACCGAAUGCUUCAAUAUCGAAAGAGUGUUGACUGGUUCCAAAGGCAAAACCUAUGGCGUGCGAGAUGAAUACAGGACCAGUGGGAAGGCCGCCAGACUCAUUCUUGGUAGUGUAAUAUCGACGGCAGAAGAGUAUCUGAGAUCUGACCCAGUGCUAUGGAUCCCAUCUGAGGUGUGGUUUGGAUUCCUGGCGAGACGUGUGCGUGAGAUUCAAAGGACUCAGAUCGCCAUAGUGAGGAAACAUCCUCCAAACCUCGGCGUCCUCACAAGCAUCCUCAAUUAUAUGCUCCGUUCCACAACCUCCACCCCAAUUGUUUUUGACUCGCAUCUACGCGAAUCUCUGGCCCUUUUGGAAUAUAGAAAUGUCCUAGAGACUGCAGGAAUGUUCUUCCUGCAGGAAUUCGACCUCGCCAGCGAUACCUGCCUGUAUGAUGUCCAGCAGCAGGAUGACAUCACGGUGCUUGCUCUCAUGGGCGCAAACACGAAGGUGCAGAGAGCUAGAACAGCAGCGAGGCUAGAGAUAUCCAGAGCUGAUGCAGAACGUGAAUCCGAGGAGUUUCCCCUUGGUCGGAGGCCUUCAUGGGUUCGACUGAAAUCAGCCAUAGCCAGCUCUCCAGCAAGCAUUAUGAAGCCUUGGGUGUGGCCUUCCAGACUAUCACACGUGCAACUGUCUGUGGGACGACUAUUUGUCAUGUGCACCAGGCACCUGUGGCUCAUGCUCAGAGAUGACAUCUUCCAGGGAGUUAGGCCAUGCCCGGAAUCACUGCAGGAAGCCAUGAAAUGUUGGACGAUAACAAGCAUCACUGACACCCUGACUGCUGUGACCUUCGAAGCCUGUAAUGUCGGACUCCAGGACCAUUCUGGUGUGACCCCUGGACGCAUGGGCCCAAGGUCAAAAUCAUUCGCAAACCGAUUGUCCACCUUCUUUCCCAAUCCUAAAUCGCUCAAGAAGGCAUCCUCUCAGUGGUCUUCAUUGUGGACUGGAGAAGGAUACAUUGCAGAGUUUCACAGAUUAUUAACAAGAAUGGACGAGGAUGAGAGAGCGUUCUUGCAGGAUGGACUUGCAGAUAUAUUUUCAAACAUUCACUGUCUUCCUGCAAGCACUGCUGCGGCUGUAUGGAGAGUCAAACAAUCAGCCAUUGUCUUCAUCACUAACCCGGCAUUCUACAAGAUUGAAUGCUUAGGGAGAGCUGGUGAAAGUCGGAGAGGACCUAUCGCACGCCGCCCGGUCAAUAUAAUCAAGGGAAAACGCAUUUUUACAGCAGACCUAAUGGAUGUCACACCCUUUGAUGCUCUAGGAGCUCUCAGAAAGCGGUCUGACAGGCAGAAACGCAGGGACCUUCACAAAAUACUAACCAAGGCAAACAAGCACAAGAGGGUCCCUCCUCCCCCACGUCCCUCCGGACGGAGCAGACCAUUUCCUCUGUCUAGGCUCCACGAUUCUGAAUAG